CAUGUAAUUGUGUAGUCGCGUUUACCCGCUGCAACAGUGUGGCGAUCUGUCACGCUGGGAUUCUCAACAAGGCAGGUUGAGGGGCUCCAGGGUACUUGUUUGAUGCAGAGGAAAGUGGCUUUUCACUUUCCUCAUGUCUUUGUAAAGUCCAUUUUGGGACCUGGAGCCUGGAGAUAUCAAAGUGAUUUGGGAGGGAUGAAAUCUCCAUUCCUGGGACCGGGUUUUGGGACUGGCCAGGAGACUGAUUGGUCAAGUGUGCAUGGC
This is a messenger RNA of Staurois parvus, 264 nucleotides long. NCBI's taxonomy places the organism in Eukaryota, Metazoa, Chordata, Amphibia, Anura, Ranidae. The record is from the annotation of a GenBank genome assembly.